UCAGUUUACGCAAUAGUGUCCCUGAGCAACAUAAAACACACUGCUCUACACCCUUCCUGAAAGCAUCAUUCGCUCUGAGCACGGAAAUCCAGAGCCUAGGGCAGAACAAAGAGAAUCGGUCAAACCUAGAGAAAACUGCUCAAAGCUGUAAAAAUGCCACCACCUCGUGUGAACAGAAUAGCCAGGGAUGAACAGCCGACAAGAGACAAAACGGGCACUCUUGACGUCCCUUUGAAAUUCUUGGAUCAGGACUACCAGGAGUUGAAGAAGAGCUGCUUCACCAAUAACAGGAGAUAUGUUGAUGAGAAGUUCCCUUCAGACAGCAGCUCCAUUGACCCAAAGAAGAAACUUGGAUUGGAUAUGGAACAAAUCAAAUGGUUGAGGCCAUCAAAAAUAGUGGCAGACCCUCAACUCAUUGUUAAGGGGGUUUCCAGGUUUGACUAUUCCCAAGGAUCUUAUUUAGGAGACUGCUGGUUUCUUGCUUCAGUUGGAGCUUUAACCUUUCAGGAGGAUGUCAUGGACCACGUCAUGCCAGUUGACCAGUCAUUUGGUGAAGAUUAUGCAGGGAUAUUUCGCUUUAGAUUCUGGAGGUUUGGGAAAUGGAUUGACGUUGUCAUUGAUGACAAACUGCCAACAAUCAAUGGCGAGCUCAUUUUUGUUCAUUCAAAAACAUCUAAUGAGUUUUGGCCUGCCUUGCUGGAGAAAGCUUAUGCCAAGGUGUGCGGCUCCUAUGCUGACAUGCACGCUGGUCUUGUGUCUGAGGCGCUGUUGGACUUCACUGGUGGCGUCCACGUGCACUAUGAAACAGCAACAACCUCUAUUGAUUUGUGGAGCCUGAUGCACCGUGCAGAAAAAGCAAAGGCUCUGAUGGCCUGUGGCACCUUUCUGGGGAAAACAUCUGAAAACACAGUAUUACCCAAUGGCAUUGUUCAAGGCCAUGCAUAUACAGUGACUGGGGUUUACAAGGUAAAAUGCCAAAAAAAAACAGUUCAGCUGGUGAGAGUGUUGAACCCUUGGGGAGAACGCGAGUGGACCGGUGACUGGAGUGACAAGUCAUCGUUGUGGGACAAAGUGAGUGAGAAGGAGCAAUCCAUGUGUCGUUCUUUGGCCAAUGACGGAGAGUUCUGGAUGUCAAUGGAGGACUUCACCAAAAACUUUGAAGACCUUGAUAUUUGCUGCCUCAGUCCUGAUUUUCUGGACAGUUCCUCUGAAUGCAGAUGGACUUACACAUGUUACAAAGACAGCUGGGUUGAUGGGACUACAGCUGGUGGCUGCCUCAAUAAUAAAGACUCUUUCUGGACGAACCCUCAGUUUCGGGUGAGGAUUGAGGAGCUUGAUAAGGAAUGUAGUGGUCAGUGCCCUGAAAACAUACUGGUGUCCCUCAUGCAGAACCAUGAGAAGAGAAACAGAAGUGAAGUUUCUAACUACUCCAUCGGCUUCAGUGUUUUUGCGAUUCCACCAGAGAUGAAAGAUGUGAAGCUCCCGGACAAGUUCUUCUACCGCAAACGCCCCAUUGAAAGUAGUGGGAACUUUGUCAAGGCAAGACAUGUGAUGAAAUGCUUCAAGCUUGAACCAGGAGAGUAUCUCAUUGUACCGGCCACUUUCAAUCCUAAACAGUGUGCAAAAUUCAUAUUGUCCAUCUUCUCAAAGAGUGAAUCCCAUAAGAGAAAUAAGAAACCUUAGGUGACAUAUGUAUGAAAUGACCUAUCAGUGAAACUCCAGAUAAAUGAAAAGACACGA
Messenger RNA from Rhinichthys klamathensis goyatoka, 1740 nucleotides. Its product is annotated as calpain-1 catalytic subunit-like. Bases 154 to 1683 code for a protein of 509 amino acids. Gene Ontology annotation, cellular component: cytoplasm. Gene Ontology annotation, molecular function: calcium-dependent cysteine-type endopeptidase activity. Gene Ontology annotation, biological process: proteolysis. Lineage: Eukaryota; Metazoa; Chordata; Actinopteri; Cypriniformes; Leuciscidae. The transcript is spliced from 13 exons. The record is from RefSeq and is a predicted model, not a curated record.